UUUCUUCUCCCUGAGGUGCCUUGUUUUUCAGGUUUCAUAGAAACAUGCUUUUCUUCUGAAAUUUCCCAGCUAACGAAGCUCCAUUCAUCCAGUGACCUUGUCCUCAUGUUCUCCCAAUCCAGUAAAACGUGGUCCCCAGUGAGGAGGUCCUUUUUUUCUCAGCAUUUUCAUCUUCAUUCAAGAAACAGUUGAGCACUCCUGCAGGUUAGGUGUUCUGUUAGAAGCUCUCAGAAGCAAAAACGUACUCCUUGGUGGGAUAGGAGAGUCUUCGACAUAAGGAGUUUGACUCACGGAGAUCAGGUACAUUUUGAUGUGGUCAUUACCUUAGAGCUUUUUCACAGACCUAGGUUUGAGAGGAAGGCAACACAAGGGCUGUUGGGCUAUCUUAGUCUCAGUACAUGACAAGAUCUCUUGCUUAAGGUGAUUUUGAAGAGUAGUAUGUGUUGGGUUUUGAGUAUUAAAGUGUGGGUCAUGUAGGGCACUCCAUCAGCUCUGAAGAAUAAGGUUCCAUUGGAGUAGUAAGGUCCUGUUACAGGGCCAUUUUGAGUUAUUAGUGGACAUUCUGGGUUAUCCAGUUAAGAUUAGUGGAAUUAUUUAUGGAAAAAUAGGACUUCCUCUUGAAAAAAUGAGAAUAGAAGAGAGUAUUUGAAUCUACAUUUUAAAAUGGCUGUAUACAUCUAUAAUGAAACAAUAAAUAGUAUGGAAUGGGAGCCAGAAGAAAUAAAUGAGAAGAUCAAUAUCUAAUCAAUAUCAAUAUAUAAUGUCCAGAAAUAAACACAAGUGUAAGAAUGGAAAAUAUUUAUUCAUUCACUGAAUAUAGAGUUAUUAAAGAUUUACUGCUAAAUACUACAUGCUGGAAAUAAACACUGUCUUUGUUUUCAUGGAGUUUAAUGUCUACUAGUUUGUUUAUUAUAUGAUAAUGUAAGUGACAUUAUUUUAUUCUCUUUUUUUCUUAAGUUUUUAUUUGUCAGAGAGAGAGAGAGCACAAGCAGGGGGAGCAGCAGGCUCCCCACCAAGCAAGGAGCCCGAUGUGGGACUCAUCCCAGGACCCUGGGAUCAUGACCCAAGCUGAAGAUAGACGCCUAACUGACUGAACCACCCAAACGUCCCUGUGAUGUUAUUUUUAAUCAGUGGAGACAGAAUGGAUUAUUCACUUAGAAAAAAGAUUUCUUCCUCACACUUUGAGGUUAAAUACAUUCUAUAGGUUAAAUGUAAAAAAAUAAAACCAAAUGAACUGCUAGAUGAAAAUAUAGAGAAUGGCUAUAAAGAGGAAGAUGAACCAGAAGCAGAAAUCCACUAGAGCAACACUGUCCAGCAGCACUUCCUAUGGAUUUGGUGACAUUUGGGGAUGUGGCUGUAGAUUUCUCUCAAGAGGAGUGGAAAUGGCUGAACCCUGCUCAGAGGAAUUUGUACAGAAAGGUGAUGUUGGAGAACUAUAGGAGCCUGGUAUCACUGGCAGGAGUUUCAGUUUCUAAGCCAGAUGUGAUCUCAUUAUUGGAACAAGGAAAAGAACCCUGGAUGGUGAAGAAGGAGGGGACAAGAGGCACGUGCCCUGAUUGGGAGUAUACAUUUGAAAACAGUGAGUUUUCAUCAAAGCAAGUUAUUUAUGAAGAAACGUCCAAACUAGUGAAAAUGGGGAGAAGCCAUCUUAGUUACAGCCUUGACUGCCCCAGUUUGAGAGAAGACUGUAAAAGUGAGGACUGGUUUAAGAACCAGUCAGGAAGUCAGGAAGUACAUUCUAGACAACUGCUCAUCACUCAUAAAGGAAUCCUUACUGAAGAUCCAAGUAAUGAAUAUACUAAAUCUUGGCAAACUUUCCAUCAGGAUGCAAUAUUUGAUAUAAAAAAGACUUUUCCCACCAAAGAAAGAAUACAUAAGCAUGAACCACAAAAGAGAAGUUACCGGAAAAAAUCUGUUGAAAUGAAACAUAAGAAAGUCUAUAUACAGAAGAAACUUUUGAAAUGUAAUGAAUGUGAGAAAGUUUUCAAUCAGAGCUCAUCCCUUACUCUUCAUCAGAGAAUUCAUACUGGAGAGAAACCCUAUGCAUGUGUUGAAUGUGGGAAAACCUUCAGCCAGAGUGCAAACCUCGCUCAACAUAAGAGAAUACAUACUGGUGAGAAACCCUAUGAAUGUAAAGAAUGUAGGAAAGCCUUCAGCCAGAACGCACACCUGGCCCAACAUCAGAGAGUUCAUACUGGAGAGAGACCUUAUCAGUGUAAAGAAUGUAAAAAAGCCUUCAGCCAAAUUGCACACCUGGCUCAACACCAGAGAGUUCACACUGGAGAGAGACCUUUUGAAUGUAUUGAAUGUGGAAAAGCCUUCAGUAACGGUUCAUUUCUUGCUCAGCAUCAGAGAAUUCAUACAGGAGAGAAACCCUAUGUAUGUAAUGUGUGUGGGAAAGCCUUUAGCCAUCGUGGAUACCUAAUUGUACAUCAGAGAAUUCAUACUGGAGAGAGACCGUAUGAAUGUAAGGAAUGUAGGAAAGCCUUCAGCCAAUAUGCACACCUGGCUCAGCAUCAGAGAGUUCACACUGGAGAAAAACCGUAUGAAUGUAAAGUAUGCAGGAAAGCCUUCAGCCAGAUUGCGUACCUUGAUCAACAUCAGAGGGUUCACACUGGAGAGAAACCCUAUGAGUGCGCUGAAUGUGGGAAGGCCUUUAGCAAUAGUUCGUCACUUGCACAGCAUCAGAGAAGUCAUACUGGAGAAAAACCUUAUAUGUGCAAGGAAUGCAGGAAAACAUUUAGCCAGAAUGCAGGCCUCGCUCAGCAUAAGCGAAUUCAUACUGGAGAGAAACCUUAUGAAUGUAACAUUUGUGGGAAGGCCUUUAGCUAUAGUGGAUCUCUUACUCUACAUCAAAGAAUUCAUACAGGAGAGAGACCCUAUGAAUGUAAGGAUUGCAGAAAAUCUUUCAGGCAGCGUGCCCAUCUUGCCCAGCAUGAGAGAAUUCAUACUAUGGAGUCAUUCUUGACUCCUUCCACUCCCUCACCCUCCAUGUCCAGUCAGUUGCCAAGACAUGUUGGUUUUAUCUCCUAAAUAUGCCUUGAAUCUGACUCCUUUAAUCCAUUUCCAUUCCAUCAUCUUUGUCCAAUACACAGUAAUCUACUUCAUAUGCACUAUGGAAAUAGCUUCUGAUUGGUCUCCCUAUAUUUACCAUUUCCUUUGUCAGUUGCCUCCACUGUGGUCAAACUUAUAUUUUAAAAGUUCAUAUCACUUCCUCAUUGAUACCCUUCACUGGUACCCCAUAGUUCUUAGGUUAAAGAUACACGUUCCUCAAAACAUCCUAAAAGACCCUCCUGCCCCAAAUAACUUGUCCCAGUAUACCUUCCAAAGAACCAUUCUUUGGCUAUUUAUCCAGAAUUAAGAACUCCUAUUCCAGCAUCAAACCAAUUUGGGUUCUGAUCCCUGCUCAUCCAUUUUCUAAACCUCUAGUUUCAGAGAAACAUUUUGUUCUUUGUAAGGUUCAGUCUUCUUAUUUAUAUUAUGGAAAUAAUAAUAGUACUACCUCAAAAGUUGAUGGGAGGAUUAAAUGAGAGAAUGCAUGUAAAUUGCUCAGAGUGCCUAGCAUAAUCAUUUAAUAAAUGUUACCAUAAAAUAAAAAGAUGCUGUGGUAUACAAAGAGGACCUGAUCAUCUCAGCAAGGUUCAUCUGAGAAAUAACAAAAUCAGCAGCAGUUCAAGACUGAAGAGAUUAUAAAAAACUGGGAUUAGGAACAGUUCUGAAGGUGGGUGAUAAGGGUAUCUAACACAGUAGCACUGAUGUUAAAGUCCAUAAGGAUAUCAGGUAAGGCAUGACUUUGUUGGUAAGAAGAACUAACUUCAUUAGAUACUCAAUAGUUCUAAGAAGCCAGAUUUUAAAAAUCAGAAGUAAUAAGUAAGAUUUACUGAGAUAUAUUCAUCAUUUGCAGUAAGACAAAGGCAAAAUAGAUAUUUUUAAAAAGACAAAAAAAUCAAUAACCAAAGAAUAGAAAAUAAAAUAUAAAUUUGAAGCCCUCUCCUAAUUCCAGGUGGUUGAACUAUAUUAAAUCCAUGUUGUUUAAAACUGAAAAUAUUGUUAAGGUAGUUUUAAACUAUAAUUCCUAAAACUAGAGGAGAAGAAAAUUACAGACCAAUACUCAUAAACUGGUGGCCCAUAAACAUGUUUGACUUGGUACUCAUCAAGUUUAAGAUGAAUUAAAAAAAAAAAAAAAGAAUACAAAUACCUUUAUUUGGGCAUGUGUUUUCCAGUUCUCCACAGUUCAAACCAUUCCUCCUUCCUGUACAUCGGACUUACUUUACAUUUUGUAUUACUUCCUGACUCUUGGAGGCUUUGAAUAUGCAAUCACCUUAGUAACUAAUUCACAUAUGAAUAUAGGUACAAAGAAACUGAUGAAAUGGAGUGAAAAGGAAGACUUGAAUAGACACUUUAUCCUGCAGGGGAAGACUAUUCUCAAGAUGUUAGGAGGCCCAAAAUUAAUCUACAGAUUUUUGUACCUAUCAAAAUCCUAAGAAGAAUUUUUUAAGGUUUGAAACAUUGUGUGCAUGUGAACAUACACACCUAUACAUUCAUACAAACACAUAUAUAAAUAAAAGUAAUUUGUC
This is a messenger RNA of Lutra lutra (Eurasian river otter), 4577 nucleotides long. It is a transcript of the gene ZNF583, whose product is annotated as zinc finger protein 583. The record is from RefSeq and is a predicted model, not a curated record. Gene Ontology annotation, biological process: negative regulation of transcription by RNA polymerase II. The transcript is spliced from 4 exons. The coding region runs from base 1327 to 3033 and encodes 568 amino acids. NCBI's taxonomy places the organism in Eukaryota, Metazoa, Chordata, Mammalia, Carnivora, Mustelidae. Gene Ontology annotation, molecular function: RNA polymerase II cis-regulatory region sequence-specific DNA binding; DNA-binding transcription repressor activity, RNA polymerase II-specific.